CGCCGCACGCUGCUCCCUCCGUUCCCCCCUCCCGCGCCGCCGCCGCCUCGCUGCCGGCUGAGCUCCGGAGGCAGGACUUUGUGAAGGUUUAAGCUGAGAAGAUGGUCCUCAAGACAGAGCUUUGCCGUUUUAGUGGUCAGAAGAUUUAUCCAGGGAAGGGCAUUCGGUUUAUUCGUGCUGAUUCACAGGUCUUCCUUUUUGCAAACUCAAAAUGCAAGCGCUACUUCCACAACCGCCUGAAGCCUGCAAAGCUUACCUGGACAGCCAUGUACAGGAAGCAGCACAAGAAGGAUAUCCAUGCUGAAGCUGUCAAGAAGAGGCGUCGCACUACCAAGAAGCCAUACUCUAGGUCAAUUGUUGGUGCUUCAUUGGAAGCCAUCCAAAAGAAGAGAGCUGAAAAGCCUGAAGUUCGUGAUGCUGCUAGGGAAGCUGCUCUUCGUGAGAUCAAGGAGCGCAUCAAGAAGACCAAGGAUGAAAAGAAGGCCAAGAAGGCUGAGGUAGCCAAGUCCCAGAAGUCGCAGUCGAAGGGCGCUGCUCCAAGGGGUUCCAAAGGCCCAAAGAUUGGUGGUGGUGGUGGAAAGCGCUGAACGUUUCAUGCAUCCUAGGAGAGGGUCGUGCGGUUCUCUUAAGUUGUCUAAAAUGGCAUCUCGUCAAAAUCAAAAAGCUACUUUGUAGAACAUCUGUUUAAAUUAGCAUGGCUGCUGAAUGUUUUAUCAUCGCCACAGGAGAAAAUAUCAUGAAGCUGAAUUGCUAUGUGGGGCAUGGUUGUUGUUUUAUGUUGUGUU
This is a messenger RNA of Oryza brachyantha (malo sina), 785 nucleotides long. Its product is annotated as 60S ribosomal protein L24-like. The record is from RefSeq and is a predicted model, not a curated record. Gene Ontology annotation, molecular function: mRNA binding; structural constituent of ribosome. Gene Ontology annotation, biological process: cytoplasmic translation. Lineage: Eukaryota; Viridiplantae; Streptophyta; Magnoliopsida; Poales; Poaceae. The transcript has 6 exons. Gene Ontology annotation, cellular component: cytosolic large ribosomal subunit. Bases 102 to 587 code for a protein of 161 amino acids.